This is a messenger RNA of Coccidioides immitis RS, 1134 nucleotides long. RefSeq lists its product as uncharacterized. The coding region runs from base 115 to 723 and encodes 202 amino acids. Lineage: Eukaryota; Fungi; Ascomycota; Eurotiomycetes; Onygenales; Onygenaceae. The transcript has a single exon. Gene Ontology annotation, cellular component: nucleolar ribonuclease P complex. The record is from RefSeq and is a predicted model, not a curated record. Gene Ontology annotation, biological process: tRNA processing.
CAAACUCACACUGUCUUCCCUACAUACAUCUCUCUCCUUUCUACGGAGUACGCUCCUUCCAGUGCUAAUUCCUACCUACCGCUACUUUUAGCGGACAGUCUAUCACUACCUACCAUGAGCCAUAUGGCUGCACGACUGGAAUUUCUAAAGAAGUCAGCUCUGAUGCUGGCGUCUGACAGCCCAUCAACAUCUGCCCAUCUUUUGGCAGCUCACAACUGUGUCCUCUAUGAGCUGUCAAAGCCAAUGUCUUUCAGUCAGAAAAGAGAAUACUGUCCAUCAUGUGGGAGUAUUUGUCUUCCAGCUACAACUUGCACAGUUUCUACCCGUGCCAGGGCUCCAAAGGGCGCAAGGCGUGGAAGGAUGCCACCCACAAACGACAAGGAAUCAUGUGCUGUCUACAACUGCCUGCGCUGCCAUCGCCAAACUGUCCAGCCGUUUAAAAAAGCAAAACCUAACCGGCCAGGGGGCAGAAUCGCGGCUGAUACCUCAGCACUUAAUUCGUUACAACCUACAAGCCAGACCGAGACAUCGGCCCCGGAGCUCAAUGUUGCUGCUACGCUUAGCUCCGCUAAGAUGAAAAGCAGUUCGGAUAAUGCGAGCAGUAAGAACAGAGCCAAGGCUCGCAAACAACAAGGCCUCUUAGCAGCUCUCGCAGCGAGCAAACAGACCUCGCAGCCCUCGCCGUCGACAUCCCUUGAUCUGCUCGACUUUUUACAGCCCUAAGCCCUACUUUCCCAAAAUAGCACGGAAAAAUUGUUUGUCCCGUUUCAGUCCAAAAAUGUUUUAGUGCGGGGCCUGACGAUAAGGCUAAACUUAAUAUGUGCUAGUGCGGGGAGCAUCCCAGAAAGAAUUGGAAUGUUUCUCCAAACUGAACUUUUUUUUUUGGCCGAAGAAAAAGCACCGCGACACUUAUUGAGAAAAGGAAACAACCUGGACCUGUCAGUUGCCGUGGGCAUUUUAAGGGUUAUUCUCUAAGAACCCUCAUCUCCAUUGGUUGUUAUCUUUCCCUUCCAAGCAAUUUUUCCCCCAAAGACAACCGCGUAUAACCAAGAGUUCAAUUCGACCGCGCGUUUGAUAGCGCCUUCACUUAGCCUUAGAGACCAGAAUCAUGGCAAAUAGCGAAAGCGCAGCCGU